Messenger RNA from Rhopilema esculentum, 5224 nucleotides. Its product is annotated as synaptonemal complex protein 3. Gene Ontology annotation, biological process: meiotic cell cycle; spermatid development. The record is from RefSeq and is a predicted model, not a curated record. NCBI's taxonomy places the organism in Eukaryota, Metazoa, Cnidaria, Scyphozoa, Rhizostomeae, Rhizostomatidae. Gene Ontology annotation, cellular component: synaptonemal complex.
CUUGAAAAGAUAAUUGGAAUCUGAAAAAGGUGAAAGAGAAAGUUACUGUAUCAGCCGUUAGCUUCCUGGAACACUUCAAUGCUACAUGAUGUAUGUCAUGGGAAGUGAAAUGUUUAACUUGAGUAGGAAUUAUUUAUCAGACACCCAUUUUUAGCCUCUUAGAGUUUGUACCAAGUUAAAAAACACUUAGUGAAGUUAUCCUCCAUUUCUUGUCUUAACCAAGGCUAAUUUUCCUAUAAUUCAUUGUGGGCUUCGGCAAAAUUAUUGUCUUUACCAAGGCUAAUUUUGCUAUUAUUCAUUGGGAGUUUUAACUGAAUUGUUGUUUUUGCUGAGGGCAAUUUACCCUCGUGGACAGAAGGGCUGCAGCGUGCCCGCGUAGUGGGCGUAACUGGGCUAGUACUUGACCUAAAGCGGUAUCUUGUGAUAUGUUCGUUAUUGGAUACGGAAAGCAAAGAAAUAGUUAUGGAGGACAAGACUCACGGUGUUAUGGGCAAGUCUUCAUACAGAGACAUCCUCAUCAGAUUGGGAAGAUCGGUGGUGGUACUGUAUUGCUUCUCUGUUUUCUGACGUCACUGGUGGGUUUUUUACAACUUUUUAUUUAUCUUGAAAUAAAAUAAUUGGUCCAUAUCAAGUUAUGUUUAGAGAGUCUAUGAUGAAUUGACAGCCGUAUCGCUACUAAGGUGUUACUGUAAGGUCGUGUUCUCUCCGGGGUCUUUGUUUUUUAUUUUAUGGUUUGUGUUUUUUGGGGGUGGGGUAGGAGAGCUUCGCUCGUGGCGGAAAAAGGCCAUUGUCUUUCUUCUCAACCCCCUAAAAACGGUUGGAGUUUUAUUUAUGGCUGUCUUUGCGAUUGGCCACCGACAGCCCAAAAAUGAAUGAUCCAAAUGAUGAAAGAACGCCCACUUCAGUCUUACGAUUGAUUGUGGUCAAAUGUUCUGAGGAUUACUCUUUUGCUACCGCUUUCAGAUUGGUAACCUGGAACAAAUAUGAAAAUUAAUUAUUCACCGCAUUUAAAGAAAAGGCCUUGAAAUUUGACUGUAUUCUUCAGCAAAUUUUUUUGCACCAAUUUCUUCUUAAACUAUUAAAAAAAGUCAUAUUUAAGCAAGUUUUUUAUUCUUUUUCCUUUUUAUUGCUUUGGUCUUAUCUUUAACAGCAUUUCUAUUGAUUUAUUUUUUACGGAAAAGGCACGUUGAUAAUCUUUGAGAUUUGACAGAGUCUCGUGCGAAUAUCUUCUUAAAUUUUCAAAAAAUAUCUAAAGCUAGCAGUGUUGUUGUUCUAUUCUAUUUUGCCAAUUUUAUCACAAAUGUAUUUUUUCUUUGGGUUGAAAGGCAAGGGUAUCGGCUUUUAUAUUUUGUAUUUAAUUACAGGUUUCGCGUGUAUAAAUGGAGGUGAUCGGUUACCCAACAGCUCUGCAGAUUCUCUGUUGAUAGGCUUGACAGCCAUAUCCUCUCGCUAAUUUUCUUUCGCAAAAUGUUUUGACAGAAAUAUUGGAUAGGCUGUGCAAAUUUAGAAAUGUUUUUGAGCAAAUAUUUCACACGUAUGUCUUUUUAAACUAUUCAAACUAAUCCUAGAAUUGUUUUCAUUUAUCUUUCGAUGUUAAAAUCCCAAUUCUUUUCCAUUUUUCUAUUUCUGUGGAGUCUGGGGCGAGAUUUUGGCGCCAAAAUGUGAAUCUGGUGAAUGACGCGUACAUUAAGCUCAAAGCAAAAGAAAGCGUCGAAAGUUGACGGAAGAGGAUAUUAUCAGUCUUAUUCGAGAAGCUAACAGCCUUGAAACAUGCCUUCCAAUUCCAAGAAAUCUAAGCAAGCUGUUAAAAACAUUGUCAAUUUCGACUUCGAAGAGAAAGAACAUGAAGUUGCUGAAGAAGCACCACCUGUGGGCUCAAAUAGAGCCAGAAAAAGAAACUUUUCAAAACCACCGUCUGACGAGGAAACUGACAGUGAACAAGCUCAGGAUACAAAAGUAGACACAUGCGAAAUGGAAAUGCAAAAUGUUUUAAGCAGCUUUGGAGCUGAUAUUACAAGAACUCUGGCUGCAAAACGAAAACGCCUUCAGCUAUUCACACAAGCAUCAUUGAAAUCGGCAAACAGAAAAUAUGAAGAUACUUUGAGCUCCCAGCAAAUGGAAAGGAAAAAGUUGUGUGAAGAGUUCAGCCGUCAAAUCGAUUCAGUUUUCACGCAAUGGGACAGCGAUCUUUCAAAGUCGAAAGAAAGUGAAGAAAAAAUGGAGAAUAUGCUGCGCCAGCAAUUCAAAUCAAUGCAGCAAAAUCGCAUUGUCCAGACACAGAGAAUAAGAGCCAUAAAACAGCUGCAUGAGCAAUUUAACAAGACGCUAGUUGACCUUGAAAAGGUGCACCAGGACCAGCAAAGCACAAUUCAAGGGGAAAUAAGAAAAGAACUGUCACAGUUGCAAAAGAAAAUGCUUAUGGACACGCAACAAGAAGAAAUUUCGAAUGUACGGAAAUCUUUGCAAACGAUGUUGGCACAAGUGUAAGGAAGCUGGUCGAACUAAGGGCAGAGUUUCCUUCUCCAAAGGUUGGCCUACUGUUCCAGCUACAACGUUAGAUCUUAAACACCUUCUUUGUUUUUCCUUAAUCGUAGGUUUCCCGGCAGAACUUGGUAAAAAGAUUGAUUAAGGACCUCUAAGUUAAAAAGUUGUUCACGUCUUGUUAAUAAAGAUUGAUGAAUAAGUUACUUUUGCCUUAUAGCCUUAAAAGUUUCUAACGGUGUAGUCAGUCAACGAAAAAUUAGUAAAUUUCAACUACAGACGAUUUAGCUUUUGAACAAAAAGCAGGUUCUUUUUACCAAAUGCCUAAAAUUCAUUCUUUGUGCUUUCCAUAAAACCAGAAAAAGUAAUUGAAAAUGUGAAUUUCAAGGAAUCUUAAUGGUCAAUUCUGGUGAAUUGUUUACCAAUAUGUUGCAAACGACGCUAUCAAACAGCAAAAUGUACAAAGUUGAUAAUAUAAAAUUUAGAGUUAUUUUGGAACAUAUUUUAAUCUGUUUGACAACCUCCAAUUUCAAAUGUUGCAAUUUAGAAAUACUUUAAUUAAAAAGUGUCUUUUACUUUGCCUGAAUUUCUCUUUUUUUUAAAUAUCCGAAUAAAAUGUUAAGCCUUCAAACAGUGAAAAUAAUAAUCAUGGUAUUGAAAAUAGUUGACUCUGCAUGAACAAAUACAUUUAGCAAAAUAAUAAUUGAAAAUAAAAAAACAUUUCCUCGUUUUCUACCGUUGGCCCAAGGAAAUUUAUCAUUGAAAAUUUAGUCCGUCGGAUGCCUGAAAAUCUUUAUUUCAAUAAAACUACAAAGGCGAAAUAUAGUAUCUUCCAUAGAGAAUGGUUUCAUUGCUCAACAAGAGUAGAUCAAAGUUUGAUGAAUGAUUAUAUACAAUAUCUUACAACCUUAUAAUAUUUCAAAAAGAAAAAGCAUCGAAGGAUGGAUAGAUCGACAAGGACUGUUAGAUUAAGAAUAGACAAGAACAUUAGUCGCUUUCAAAAGCUGGUACACGCAAUCUGCAUAGCGGAAAGAUGUGUCCAUAACACGCUGUUUGGCUGUUUCGUUUCCCUUAUCUUGCACCAUGUGAAAUAAGCCAGGGUGCAUCUGAAAUUCAGAAAUGAUAGGCGAUAUUCUCGAGAAGUUACCUUAGAUAAUACGUAUCGCUGUACAUGUAAUAAUUUCGGCGGUACAAAGUGAUUCAAUGAUGAAAUUGAUUCAUGAUAAAGGUUGGAAAGGCCUUAAAAUUUAAAACCUUAUAUAAAACGUUGAAACAUUUAAUGCAUCAAUCAAACCUGUGUAUUUUCUGCUAUGUCCUUUGAAAAGUUUUCAUCGAAUUCUCCCAUUGCCAGUUUGUAGCAAAUUCUUGUAGAGGCCAUGUAUAGAACAUAAUCCUCCUGAGAUGAAGAAAGAACGGUGUGAAGAUUAUCUGUGUUGCGGCAUCAAAAAUUAUAAUUAGCUUUGACCUACCAGACUAUAAUUGGUUUCGUUCUACUCAGGAUAGGAAACAUAAAAAAAUUGAUCAAUCAGAAUAUGAAACUUGAAAUACUUCAACCAGUGCCUAGUUUUGAAUAAAAAAAUACAAAUGAUGAUAUUCUGAGGAAGACAGUUACUUAAAAAAAGUAAUUUCUAGACGAAAGAAAUAAUGUUCAAAACUUAUUGAAAAUCUCAUUGAAAAACUAUUUUACAAGGUUAAGCAAACAAAAUUGCAAGUGUUUUUGAGAAAGAAAUCAAAAGUCUACACUAUGACACGAUAAAUAAGAGUAGACAACAGAAGGGGGUAAGUUGUCAGCUGAAAAACAAACGGUUAUGGCAAAAGACAACAGACGUCGAACCUAUUGCAAAAGGAAAGAAUCAUAGAGAAUUUUUAUUAUGCUCCUAACAAUGUCUAUGGACCAAAUGAUCAUUAAAUCAUUUUGUCAAAAUGUGACCUCUACCUAUAGUGAUAAAACUAAAACGGUUACUACAACAUUUUCAAUCACUUACUAGGAAAAUGAUCGAUUCAGAUUGCUUGCUAUCCACACAAAAACAAGAGCGUAAAGCUAAUCUUUUCUAGAAUUACAAACCUCAGUUGGUUGCUCAUCUUUGCACCAUUCGACGGCACCAAGUACAAUGGUAUCCUCGGGGCAUUCCUCUACUCCAUUCCAUUUGCUCCAGCAGUAUGCAUAGGCUGACGAUGACAAUGCAAGUUGCUCGUAUACACUAUCUACAAACUCUGGGUCCUGAACGAACAAAAUAAUUCUCUAUAGUGAUUCAACAAAAACUAUUUGAUAUUAACUUUAGCAAAAAAACUUAAGUUAAAUUUGAUACAGUUCAAAAUGCAAUUUAACAUUGACAACAUUAGCUCAAUAGAAAUACCAAAUAAAAACAUAAAGAAAAUUUUAACUAACUUCAUUUUUUAAUAUAAAACCACUGCAACAGUCAGCUAACUAAUACUAAUUAAGAAAUUUGUAUGUCAGGGUAUUUUUUGAGGAUUCUCAGUUGCUAGACUAAUCGAGAAGAGUUCACUCUCUGUAAAAAACGUCAAUUUCAGUGAUGACAGGAACAUGUCUGUUUCAUUCCUUUAUCGAAAAUUGAUAUCUUUUCUGGCACGUGCUGUCCAUCGAAUUAAUCUCACACAAAGAACCAACCAAAGUGAUUGUUUUUUAAAUAAAUUUGUAUUAAGACUCUACCUUUUUACAUAUGCUGACGUACUUCUCGCCAUCUUGCGCUGGAAAUAUAUUAAUUCCCGAAGCCCUCAGUUU